AUGGAGCUGCCUACCUACCUACCUUGCUACCUUACCUCAUGGAACCCCAUUUGCCCGUGGUGCCACUGCGGGCUGGCCCCUUCUAUGGCAGGCAGGAACGCCAUCUGCCCCUCUGCUCUUGACGUCAUGAUGUCUCGCCCAUUUGCUGCUCUGCAGCUCAAGCUCCCUAACCUCCGCGCGACCGACACUGCGACCCGUGGUCACUCGGCCGUCGCUCAGUCACUAGCUAGCUACCUUACCUUAGGUAAUUCCUUUUGA
Colletotrichum paranaense is the source of this 258-nucleotide messenger RNA. RefSeq lists its product as uncharacterized. The record is from RefSeq and is a predicted model, not a curated record. The transcript has a single exon. Bases 1 to 258 code for a protein of 85 amino acids. Lineage: Eukaryota; Fungi; Ascomycota; Sordariomycetes; Glomerellales; Glomerellaceae.